AUAAAAUAAUGAAGAAGGUAGCAGAAUUCGUGAAGGAUAUAGUAAACAUGUUAAAGAGGAAGACAAGAGCCUUUAAGACACGCCUUGUUAUAUUCUCGCUGCUCCACGACAGAAACAUGAUGGUGAGUUCGUGGUCUCACAAGCUUAAGGCCAAACCAACAUCAAGAAAGCUAGAUGAUGGUGGUAAGGUUCAUGAACAAGAUCAAAACAUGGUGGUUGUUUAUAGUCACAACGCCAUGUCCAGCACUCCUGCUGCCUCUCCAAAAUAUGUACAAUAUUCGGAAGAAGAAGAUGAGGGAGAGUAUCCAGACCUGAGGCACUCUCUUUUUGAGGCAGAGGGUUCGGUGAUAGACAUGGUGAAACAUUCUAAAGAGAACAAGGGAGAAGAGUUUAAGUUGGAAGACGAGAUCGACAAAGUGGCUGAUCUUUUUAUUUCAAGGUUUCACCAACAGAUGUGGUUGCAGAAGCAAAUCUCUCUAGAGAAUAUUCAAGAUACACCAUGAUUCCAAUAUUUUUUAGAUUUUGCUUACGUUUUGUGAAAUGAAAAAUGGGACGUACACAUCAUGUUUAAUAAUUUUCAACAUGUAUUUAACAACGUCCCCUCUAUAUCUUCAUGCCCCUUGACCAAUAAUAUACAGUUUUUUCUCUUGUUA
Messenger RNA from Eruca vesicaria subsp. sativa (arugula), 653 nucleotides. The record is from the annotation of a GenBank genome assembly. Lineage: Eukaryota; Viridiplantae; Streptophyta; Magnoliopsida; Brassicales; Brassicaceae.